AAAAGAUUUGCAUUUAUUUCCAAGCUGGACAACAAUAGGACGUUGUUUACGGACCCGUUCAGUGCAGACAAAGAGCAGUUCGGAGUGCGGACACUUGUGCUACUUAAUCAGAAACCACAUUCGCUGGAAACCACAUCGCCAUGGAGCAGAAGAAGAAUGUCGAGAACAAGCCCAUUCGCAAGGAGAUUAUCAAUCCGGGAAACGCUUACAUUGAGCUUACGCCAGGCACACGGGUGAAGUUCCACUUCCUGACGCGCACAGCCCAUGACGGACGCACUGUGGAUGACAGCAGGAAGAUGGGCAAACCCAUGGAACUGGUCCUGGGCAAGAAAUUCAAACUGGAGGUCUGGGAGGUGAUUGUGCAGCAGAUGUCCCUCAACGAGGUGGCCAAAUUCACGGUGCACAAAUCGCUAUGUCCCCAGUAUCCUUUCAUAUCAAAGACAUUGAGGGACAUUGGAAAGAAGCCCGAGGAACGACGCCGCUGCUGUGGAAUGACACUACAAAACGAGGGCAUUGGCUAUCCAGAUUUGGAUGCUCUGUUGCAGCAUCCUGUGGACCUGGAAUUCAUCAUAGAGCUGACCUCGAUUGAGCUGCCUGAGCAGUACGAAAAGGAGCGCUGGCAAAUGUCCGACGACGAGAAAAUGCUGGCCACCAACACACUGAGGGAGCGGGGAAAUGGGUUCUACAAAUCGAAUCGAUAUACCGAUGCUGAGACCUGCUAUCGCGAGGCCGUGGGCAUUGUUGAGCAGCUCAUGCUCAAGGAGAAGCCACACGAUGGUGAAUGGAUGGAGCUGGCUGCGAUCAAGACACCAUUGCUGCUGAACUAUGCCCAGUGUCGUCUCAUUGCCGGGGACUUUUAUGCCGUCAUCGAGCACUGCAACGAGGUGCUGAAUCUGGAUCCAGGAAAUGUAAAGGCUCUGUUCAGGCGGGCCAAGGCACAUGCUGGUGCUUGGAAUCCGAUGCAGGCACGUCGUGAUUUCAUUGAUGCUCUGGCUCUGGAUAGCAGCCUCAAGUCGACUGUGGCCAAGGAGCUGAAAUCGAUUGAGGAGCAGCAGCAGGCUCGCAACGUUCAGGACCGAAUACACAUGCAGAAGCUCUUCUAGAAUAUAAGUGUUGCGAACCUCCUGCUAAUGCUCCUGGUCUAUUGGAGUAACUAUGAGACCUGCUGCUAACAGUUAGCCGAACCCUCCAUUUUCAGCAUUCUAGGAAGCAGACGCUUUAUACCUUUAUUCUCGCUGGCCAACCUGUUGCUCACCUGCUGGGCUCUUUACAAGUUAAUGCGGACGAUGAGGCAGAGACGCAUACGGGCGAUUUGGUGAGGGCCAAAAGGCCCAGUGUGGAGGGUGCUUGGUGUGAUCUAUCUAUCUGUCGUAUCAUUCUGUGAGCAUUGCAUUUCGGCAAAAUCGGAAUUUCGGUUUCCACAGCACAGCACAAUGCACCACAUGAAGCAAGCCAGUCAUUCAUCUCUGGACUUUAAAGUAACUACAAGAAUGUUUUAAUCCCCAAGAGGGCUAAAUUUCAAUCCUUCUCCCUAUACUUACAUCCAAUAUUAAGCAACAAGUUAUACUCUGUAUAUUAUAAUAUAUUAUUAUAUGUGUCUGUGUAUAUUACGAAUAGUUUAUAAGUUGUUGCUCUUCGUAGCGUUUACCGAGAUGAAAACAAAACAAAAAACACAACCAGAAAAGUUUCCCCCAAUGUCCAAUGUUGUAAUCCCUAUGUAUUCGAUUUGUACAUCGAUCUAGAAACUAUGUAACUAUCCUAAGACUAGAAAUACUAUAUGUAUAUGUGUAAGCAUGUGUAUUCCAUACAUGUAUUGGCUGUAAUUUGUUUGUAAUUGUUGUAU
This is a messenger RNA of Drosophila guanche, 1843 nucleotides long. Its product is annotated as AH receptor-interacting protein. Lineage: Eukaryota; Metazoa; Arthropoda; Insecta; Diptera; Drosophilidae. The record is from RefSeq and is a predicted model, not a curated record. The coding region runs from base 141 to 1103 and encodes 320 amino acids. Gene Ontology annotation, molecular function: peptidyl-prolyl cis-trans isomerase activity; protein binding. The transcript has 3 exons.